This is a messenger RNA of Nymphaea colorata (pocket water lily), 489 nucleotides long. RefSeq lists its product as uncharacterized. NCBI's taxonomy places the organism in Eukaryota, Viridiplantae, Streptophyta, Magnoliopsida, Nymphaeales, Nymphaeaceae. The transcript has a single exon. The record is from RefSeq and is a predicted model, not a curated record. The coding region runs from base 1 to 489 and encodes 162 amino acids.
AUGUUGGCCUUGACUUUGGAGAAGCUGGUUUACGUAAUCAACAAGCCUUUUUCCCGUUUUAGGAGACAAACCUAUGAAGAAAAAAGAGCAUAUGAGUUCUUUGAAACUAAUGACUUGGUAGCUAAAACCAUCAUAUUAGCCUUCAUGAAUGAUCUAAUCAGGGGAUUUACGGAUUAUCCAAUGGCCAAGGAGAUGUUUGACACUAUCUCCUCUAAAUACAACAACACUACUACGAUGCUUGUUCAGUUGCUGUUGAAACAAUACAACUCAUAUAAAAUGAAAAAGUCAUGUAAAGUAGUGGACCAUGUUAACAAGAUGUUGGUCAUGGCUAAAGAUCUAGCCAUAGUUGAAAAUGACAUACCUGACAACAUGCAGAUCAGUACCGUCCUGAACAGCCUACCACCUUCUUGGGAUAUGGCAGUCAUUGUCUUGAAUCUUCAAUUUGAUAUUCGAACUUUGGAAAAGCUUCCCAUACAGUUAGCUAUUUAG